CGCUCGAGGGUAGGGGUCCAAUAAUUUGUUGGCGUCCAAUUAAUUCUUUUUUCUGUAUUAUUCAUAUUGAUCACCAGUCUUUCUCUUCUCUUGCUCUUCUACACUUUAUAGCCUACAGGCUGCCCUCAAUUUCCUCGUCUCGUUGUCGCUCUUAACCGUUCCGCUGCACUAACCACUGCGGCAUUGACUCGCAUUCGGCUACCAUGAGCUCCACGCAGGCGCGCAAGUUCCAGCAGGAAGAGCUAGUUGAACAAGCCUGCGACUCUUGCCGUCGUCGAAAGCUCAAAUGCACAAAAGAGUACCCCGUCUGCGGCUACUGUCGCCGCCAUCAGCGCGAAUGUGUAUACUCGCCUCGCGCGAUUCGCUCUCCACUGACGCGCAAGUACUUGACCCAAGUCGAGACGCGCGUCGACCGCCUCGAAGCCCUCAUCAGCGAGCUCAUUCCCAAUGCUGAUAUCGACAAGCUCUUGGCCAUGUCGGUGCACGAUCAUGCCUGGCGAAAGAGUAACGGCAGUAUACCGGGAAAGAAAUCGCAAGAUGACGCGGCCGACGCCAAGGAUGAGCAUCAGCCGAUCGCAAUACAAGAGACCGUUCCCGACGAAGCUGACGGGUUCGACUGGGUCGAGCAGGAUUUCACCCACAACGAUCUGUCUGAUGGUAUGGCGGCUUUGUCGAUAAAUCCCCAUGGCUCCGGUUAUUUCGGAUCUGCAUCAAGCGCAGUACUUUUGCGUGCGCUUCGCAUCAACCCAUCCACUGGUAUCAACACGAACCUCGAGGGAAGCACAGAGUUGUGGGGCCUUCCAAUCUUACCACUAUGUCCGUCUCCGGCGCCAAAGCACGUCGCUGAUGCCCUCUUGGACGCCUAUUUCUCAAUCUACCACACAUCGUACCCCUUCCUGCACGAAGAGACCUUUCGCGCUCAAUACGAAAAUCAGAUUGCACGGCCGGCAGAGAACGUGUGGGAAAUCUUAUUCAACACGGUCCUCGCCCUCGGUGCCUGGUGCCUCGUCAACGAGUCCUCCUGUGCCGAUAUGGCGUUCUUCCAGAACGUGAAGAUAAGGCUUACCGCUGAUGUUUUUGAGACUGGAAGUCUGCCGCUUGUCCAGGCUCUUAUUCUUCUCAGCAACUAUGUACAGAAGCGCAACCGGCCAAAUACGGGCUGGAACUUCCUCGGACUGGCGCAGCGAAUGGCUACUGGUUUAGCUCUUCACCGCGAGUUUCUUGGCUGGAAAUCGAGUCCCUUGAAGCAGGAAAUGCGUCGCAGAACCUGGUGGGGACUUUUCAUGUUUGAUUCGGGAGCUGCAAUCACAUUCGGACGACCGAUUGGCUGGCCUGAUCACGGCGGCAUGGAUGUCAAGGAGGUGUCGAAUAUCAACGACAGUGACCUGACCUUUGACACAAAAGUGAUGCCUCCCAGCAGUGAUCUGGAUAUCACAAUGUACUCUGGAAUGAUUGUCCAAUGCCGAUUCCAUCUGGCUACCAACAAUCUCUACAAUCGAAUCAUCUCGAAACCUCCAUUGUCCGCCGAGCAGACACUCUCUCUUGCCUCUCAGAUUGACAAAUUCGUCGAAAGCCUGCCGGUGCCAUUUAAAGAGGAAACGCCCGUCUCGCCAGACGCAAAGGACUGGUUCGUGUUUGCCAGGUACCGGAUAUACUGGCGCUAUCAUAACCUCAGAAUCCUGGCAUUCCGCCCCUUUGUGCUGCAGAGAGCUUUGUCCGUCAGUGGAGCUUCAGAGAAAGAAUCGGAAGCCGAAAUUGCCUGUCGAAACCGCUGUAUGCAGGAUGCCCACGCGACUAUUCUGUCGGUUGAAGAUUACAUAGCACAUCGCAAACCAUUAUCAACCAUCGCGGUCUGGUAUGCCUUGUACUUCCUCUUCCAAGCAGGGCUUAUCCCUCUUCUAUGCUAUUGCUCUGAGCCCAACUCGCCGAAAGCGUCAGAAUGGAAGCAGGAUCUCGAACGCACGAAAGCCGCGCUGGCCGCGGUUAGUAGUCGCAACGCUCUUGCCGAUAAAUUCUUGGCUCUGAUCGACGGGCUCAUUGGCUCUGUGGUGCAACCUAACGGGGCAGAUGCUGAUACUGUCGCGGGCCCA
Molecule: messenger RNA, 2090 nt
Organism: Myxozyma melibiosi
Lineage: Eukaryota; Fungi; Ascomycota; Lipomycetes; Lipomycetales; Lipomycetaceae
Product: putative C6 transcription factor
Exons: 4
Biological process (GO): positive regulation of transcription from RNA polymerase II promoter by galactose; DNA-templated transcription
Cellular component (GO): nucleus
Molecular function (GO): zinc ion binding; DNA-binding transcription factor activity, RNA polymerase II-specific; RNA polymerase II cis-regulatory region sequence-specific DNA binding
Source: RefSeq, a predicted model, not a curated record